Messenger RNA from Parastagonospora nodorum SN15, 7080 nucleotides. RefSeq lists its product as hypothetical. Gene Ontology annotation, cellular component: catalytic step 2 spliceosome; U5 snRNP. Bases 1 to 6927 code for a protein of 2308 amino acids. The record is from RefSeq and is a predicted model, not a curated record. Gene Ontology annotation, molecular function: U2 snRNA binding; metallopeptidase activity; protein binding. The transcript has 6 exons. Gene Ontology annotation, biological process: spliceosomal tri-snRNP complex assembly; mRNA splicing, via spliceosome. Lineage: Eukaryota; Fungi; Ascomycota; Dothideomycetes; Pleosporales; Phaeosphaeriaceae.
AUGCGCCUCCUCCACCACCUCCACCCCCUGGCCCGCCAGGCGCGCCUGGCACAAGUUGCCAAGUUUGCGCAGAAGAAGAAGGACUGGUUACGGCAACAACGCCAGCGAUUCGGCGAGAAGCGCAAGGCUGGUUUCAUUUGCCUCCUGGAGCAUCUGCGCAAAGUCUUUAGAGAUAUCGGCGAUGUGUCGCAGAAGAAGUUCACGAGCGACAAGCGAAGCUACCUUGGUGCACUGAAGUUCAUGCCGCACGCGGUUUUGAAGCUUCUCGAAAACAUGCCUAUGCCCUGGGAGAGCCGACGAGACGUUAAGGUCCUUUACCACACCAACGGCUGUCUGACUCUGGUUAACGAGGUACCCCGAGUUAUCGAGCCGGUCUUCCACGCGCAAUGGGCGGCAAUGUGGUUAGCGAUGAGGAAGGAGAAGAGCGAUCGUCGCCAUUUCAAGCGCAUGCGCUUCCCACCAUUCGAUGACGAGGAACCUCCCCUAUCAUACUCGGAGAAUAUCGAGGACGUGGAGCCUUUGGAGCCCAUUCAGUUGGAGCUUGACGAGGACGAAGAUGGCCCGGUUGUCGAAUGCUACGAAACAUGGAACCUGGACCUGCCUCAGAUGGCUACAUUGUAUCGUCUGAGCAGACAGCUGUUGAGCGACAUUGUCGACAAGAACUACUUCCACAUGUUCGAGAUGAACAGCUUUCUUACUGCAAAGGCACUCAACGUGGCGAUACCUGGAGGACCUCGCUUUGAGCCGCUGUACAAGGACAUCGACCCGAACGAUGAGGACUUUGGUGAAUUCAAUGCCAUUGAUCGAAUCAUCUUCCGCGCCCCCAUUCGAACGGAAUACCGAGUGUCAUACCCGUUUCUCUACAACUCGUUGCCACGCAGUGUAAAGAUCUCAUGGUAUUCACAUCCUCAGGUAGUCUACGUUCGCGCAGAGGAUCCCAGUCUUCCGGCGUUUUACUUCGACCCUAUCAUCAACCCCAUCUCAUCCCGCGCCGUCGCACCCAAGAACAUUUCGGUCAGUCACGAGGACGAGGUAUUUGGCUAUGGCAACGAUGAAGAUGAUGAAGACGACUUUCAAAUGCCUGAAGAGGUGGAGCCUUUUAUGGCUGACGAGGAGCUAUCUACACCAGAGACGUCUUCUGCCAUUGCAUUGUGGUGGGCGCCUCACCCCUUCGACAAGCGUUCAGGUCGCAUGGUGAGGGCACAGGAUGUUCCACUAGUCAAGCAGUGGUACCUUGAGCACGUGCCUGCCGGUCAGCCAGUCAAGGUCCGGGUCUCUUAUCAGAAGUUGCUUAAGACGUUCGUUCUCAACGAGCUGCAUAAGAAGAAGCCACAAGCACAGAACAAACAGAACCUUAUGCGCACACUCAAGGGCACAAAAUUCUUCCAACAAACCAAGAUCGACUGGGUUGAAGCAGGUCUGCAAGUUUGCCGUCAAGGUUACAACAUGCUCAACCUUUUGAUUCAUAGGAAGAAUUUGACCUACCUGCAUCUUGACUACAACUUCAACCUGAAGCCUGUCAAGACACUUACCACAAAAGAGCGGAAGAAGUCGCGGUUCGGAAACGCCUUCCAUCUGAUGCGAGAAAUCUUGCGCUUGACCAAGCUGAUCGUGGACGCACAGGUCCAGUACCGCUUGGGCAACAUUGAUGCUUUCCAGUUGGCAGACGGCAUCCUUUACGCCUUCAACCACGUUGGACAACUGACUGGUAUGUACCGUUACAAGUACAAGCUCAUGCACCAGAUUCGCUCGUGCAAAGAUCUGAAGCAUCUCAUCUACUAUCGAUUCAACUCUGGUCCAGUCGGCAAGGGUCCUGGGUGUGGUUUCUGGGCACCAGCCUGGCGGGUCUGGUUGUUCUUCAUGCGCGGUAUUAUUCCUCUCCUGGAGCGCUGGCUCGGCAACUUGCUCUCGCGUCAAUUCGAGGGUAGGCACAGCAAGGGUGUUGCCAAGACUGUAACCAAGCAGCGUGUGGAAUCGCACUUCGAUCUGGAGCUCCGUGCCGCUGUCAUGAGCGAUCUGAUGGAUAUGAUGCCUGAAGGUAUCAAGCAAAACAAGGUCAACACAGUUCUACAACAUUUGUCAGAAGCAUGGCGAUGCUGGAAGAGUAACAUCCCGUGGAAGGUACCUGGACUGCCAGCACCAAUCGAAAACAUCAUCUUGCGUUAUGUCAAGAGCAAGGCAGAUUGGUGGAUCUCAGUCGCACACUACAACCGUGAGCGUAUCCGACGUGGCGCCACCGUUGACAAGACUGUCGCCAAGAAGAACCUUGGUCGCUUAACCCGAUUAUGGCUCAAGGCCGAGCAGGAGCGCCAACACAACUACAUGAAGGAUGGUCCAUAUGUCUCGUCAGAAGAGGCAGUCGCCAUCUACACAACCAUGGUCCAUUGGCUAGAAGCCCGAAAGUUCCAGCCGAUUCCUUUCCCCAGUGUAUCCUACAAGCACGAUACCAAGAUCCUCAUCCUCGCUUUGGAGCGUCUACGCGAGGCUUACUCGGUGAAGGGUCGUCUCAAUCAGAGUCAACGUGAGGAGUUGGCUCUCAUUGAACAGGCUUACGACUCCCCUGGAACGACGUUGGCUCGUAUCAAGCGCUUCCUUCUGACACAACGUGCCUUUAAGGAGGUUGGCAUUGAUAUGAAUGACAAUUACAGCAACAUCAAUCCUGUCUAUGACAUCGAGCCCAUGGAGAAGAUUACCGACGCAUACCUGGACCAGUAUCUGUGGUACCAAGCCGAUCAGCGGCACCUAUUCCCUGCUUGGAUCAAGCCUUCCGACUCCGAAGUUCCACCCCUGCUGACAUACAAGUGGGCGCAAGGCAUCAACAACCUUGACAAGGUCUGGGAGCAUCAAGAUGGCGAGUGCAACGUUAUGAUCGAGACACAGCUGUCUAAGGUUUACGAGAAAAUCGAUCUUACCAUGCUCAACCGUUUGCUGCGCUUGAUCAUGGAUCACAACUUGGCCGAUUACAUCACUGCGAAGAAUAACGUCCAGCUCAAUUACAAAGACAUGAACCAUGUCAACGCAUACGGUAUGAUUCGUGGACUGCAGUUCUCUGGCUUCGUAUUUCAGUUCUACGGACUCGUGCUCGACAUCCUUCUACUAGGCUUACAGCGCGCGAACGAAAUCGCGGGUGCGCCUGAGAGCCCCAACGACUUCUUGCAAUUCAAGGACAAGGAAACGGAGGUGCGACACCCAAUCCGCUUGUACACGAGGUACAUUGAUCGCAUUUGGGUAUUCUUCAGGUUCACAGCUGAAGAGUCACGCGAUCUGAUCCAGCGCUUUUUGACUGAGAAUCCCGAUCCCAACUUCGAGAACGUCAUCGGCUACAAGAACAAGAAAUGCUGGCCACGAGACUCGAGAAUGCGACUGAUGCGCCACGAUGUCAAUCUGGGUCGCGCUGUGUUCUGGGAUAUGAAGAAUCGCCUUCCCCGAUCAGUCACGACCAUUGAGUGGGACGACACCUUUGCCAGCGUUUACAGCCGAGACAAUCCUAAUCUCCUGUUCUCCAUGUCUGGUUUCGAAGUUCGCAUCUUGCCAAAGAUGCGCAACCUUACUGGAGAGUUCCCUGUGAAGGACAGUGUCUGGUCGCUGGUAGACAACGCUACGAAGGAGCGCACAGCUGAUGCCUUCUUGCAAGUCACAGAAGAAGAUGUUCAGAAGUUCAACAAUCGCAUUCGACAGAUCCUCAUGUCCUCUGGUAGCACGACGUUCACCAAGAUUGCCAACAAGUGGAACACAACCUUGAUUGCGCUUUUCACCUACUACCGUGAGGCUGCAGUAUCAACGGUGAACUUGCUAGACACCAUCGUCAAGUGCGAGACCAAGAUUCAGACCCGUGUCAAGAUCGGCCUGAACUCGAAGAUGCCGUCGCGUUUCCCUCCUGCCGUUUUCUACACGCCCAAGGAGCUUGGCGGUCUGGGUAUGAUCUCCGGAUCUCACAUUCUCAUUCCCACAAGCGACAAGCGAUGGUCAAAGCAGACCGACACUGGCGUUACGCAUUACCGUGCCGGUAUGUCUCAUGACGAAGAGACGCUCAUUCCCAACAUCUUCCGAUACAUCAUUCCGUGGGAGUCGGAGUUCAUCGACUCUCAGCGCGUAUGGAUGGAGUACUCACAGAAGCGACAAGAAGCUCAGCAGCAAAACCGACGGCUGACUCUCGAGGAUCUGGAGGACAGCUGGGAUCGUGGCCUUCCUCGUAUCAACACUUUGUUCCAGAAAGACCGCAGCACCCUCAGUUUCGACAAGGGCUUCCGUGCUAGGACUGAAUUCAAGAUCUACCAGCACAUGAAGAGCAAUCCUUUCUGGUGGACGAGCCAGCGACAUGACGGUAAAUUGUGGAAUUUGAACGCAUACCGGACGGAUGUCAUCCAGGCACUGGGUGGUGUAGAAACCAUUCUCGAACAUACACUUUUCAAGGCAACGGCUUUCCCAUCUUGGGAGGGUUUGUUUUGGGAAAAGGCCAGUGGAUUUGAGGAGUCGAUGAAGUUCAAGAAGUUGACGAACGCCCAACGUUCUGGUCUCAACCAAAUCCCGAACCGACGUUUCACUCUCUGGUGGUCACCUACCAUCAAUCGAGCCAACGUCUACGUCGGUUUCCAGGUCCAACUUGAUCUUACAGGUAUCUUCUUGCACGGCAAGAUCCCAACUCUCAAGAUCUCCCUCAUCCAGAUCUUCCGAGCCCAUUUGUGGCAGAAGAUCCACGAGUCUGUCGUCAUGGAUCUGUGCCAGGUGUUCGACCAAGAGCUUGAGGCUCUCGGCAUCGAGACCGUUCAGAAGGAGACAAUCCAUCCUCGUAAAUCGUACAAGAUGAACAGUUCUUGUGCUGACAUUCUGCUCUUCGCCAGCCACAAGUGGAGCGUAUCACCUCCUUCCAUGCUUUACGAUACGAAGGACACCAUGAGCGCGACCACGACAAACAAGUUCUGGAUCGAUGUUCAGCUGCGAUAUGGUGACUACGACUCGCACGACAUUGAGCGCUAUGUUCGACAGCAUGAGUAUCUACCCUUCGGCGACCGGUUUGAUGAUUGGUAUCGAUUUGGCCUACAACCGCUGUACUCGGCCUACGGACAAUACUUCCCUGGUUUGAAGCAGCUCAUUCAGCAGGCUAUGGCUAAGGUGAUGAAGGCUAACCCAGCGCUCUACGUUCUUCGUGAGCGCAUUCGCAAGGGUCUCCAGCUAUAUGCCUCUGAGUCUAGCCAAGAGUUCCUCAACUCGCAAAACUACUCGGAACUUUUUAGCAACCAGAUUCAGCUGUUCAUCGACGAUACCAACGUCUACCGUGUCACGAUCCACAAGACCUUCGAGGGUAACUUGACGACAAAACCCAUCAACGGUGCAAUCUUCAUCUUCAACCCCCGAACAGGGCAGCUGUUCUUGAAGAUCAUUCAUACAAGUGUCUGGGCCGGGCAGAAGCGUCUUGGUCAACUUGCGAAGUGGAAGACUGCCGAAGAGGUGGCUGCUCUCAUUCGAUCACUACCCGUUGAGGAGCAGCCCAAGCAGCUCAUUGUCACACGAAAAGGUCUCCUAGAUCCUCUCGAGGUGCAUCUGCUCGACUUCCCCAACAUCUCCAUCCGUGCUUCUGAGCUCCAGCUGCCCUUCCAGGCUGCUAUGAAGGUUGAGAAGCUUGGUGACAUGAUUCUGCGAGCUACUGGCCCUCAAAUGGUCCUCUUCAACCUGUACGAUGAGUGGCUUAAGACGAUCUCGUCGUACACCGCUUUCUCGCGUCUGAUCUUGAUCUUGCGUGCACUUCACGUAAACCAAGAUAAGACUAAGCUGUUGCUCCGCCCCGAUAAGACCGUCAUCACUCAAGAGCAUCACAUCUGGCCUACGCUGUCGGAUGAGGACUGGAUUAAGGUAGAAGUGCAGCUUCGUGAUCUCAUCCUGAAUGACUACGGCAAGAAGAACAACGUCAACACAUCGUCGCUCACGAGCAGUGAGGUCCGUGACAUCAUCCUGGGUAUGGAGAUUUCAGCACCCUCGAUGCAGCGACAACAAGCAGCCGAAAUCGACAAGCAGCAGGAAGAGCAGCAGCAGCUGACUGCGGUUACGACCAAGACUCAGAACAUUCACGGCGAAGAGAUGGUUGUGACCACAACGUCACAGUACGAGCAAGCAGCAUUCAGCUCGAAGACGGAGUGGCGUACUAGAGCAGUCGCCACCUCCAAUUUGCGCACUCGUGCGAACAACAUCUACAUCAACUCCGAGGAUGUCAAGGAGGAAGGUCACUUCACCUACGUGAUGCCCAAGAAUGUGCUCAAGCGCUUCAUAACGAUUGCCGAUCUUCGCGUCCAAGUAGCGGGCUACCUUUACGGCAAAUCCCCUCCCGACAACGAUCAAGUCAAGGAAAUCAGCACCAUUGUCAUGAUUCCCCAAGUCGGCAACACGCGCGAUGUUCAGCUCCCCAAGCAGCUGCCCCAGCACGAAUACCUCGACGGUCUUGAGCCGCUAGGUAUCAUCCACACCGUCAGCGGCAAUGAGCCACCGUACAUGCAAGCCAGCGACGUAACCCAACACGCUCGCCUUAUGAACGCGCACGCAUCCUGGGACAAGAAGACUGUCUCUAUGACUGUCAGCUUUACCCCGGGCUCUGUGUCUCUCGCCGCCUGGGCUCUCACUCCCAACGGAUACAAAUGGGGUGCUGAGAACAAGGACACCAUGUCCGACAAUCCCUCCGGAUUCAGCACUUCCUUUGGCGAGAAGUGUCAACUCCUGCUUUCUGACAAGAUUCGAGGAUACUUCCUGGUGCCAGACAAUGGCAUCUGGAAUUACAGCUUUAUGGGCAGUACGUUUGGAACAAUCGACAAGAAGCCCGUGCACGUGAGGUUAGACACACCGGUCAGAUUCUACGACAGCGUGCAUCGACCCGUGCACUUCCAAAACUUCGCGGAGUUGGAGGAUGUGUGGGUGGACCGGGAAAAUCAAUUCGAAUAGGUGGAUUCAAGAGGGAAAAUGGAGCGUUUUGAGGAGUGUAUGUGUAUUGGGCGUUACUUGGGAUCCGCGCAUUGGGAUCGCGGUUGCAUGCAUAGGGACGGCAAAAUGUGUAUAGUAGAUUCUACAUUAAUUCAUUUCUUGAAAGUGUAUCUU